This is a messenger RNA of Copidosoma floridanum, 2199 nucleotides long. RefSeq names its product zinc finger protein 260-like. NCBI's taxonomy places the organism in Eukaryota, Metazoa, Arthropoda, Insecta, Hymenoptera, Encyrtidae. The record is from RefSeq and is a predicted model, not a curated record.
AUGAACACGCACACCGGCGAGCGGCCCUUCGAGUGCAAUGAAAAUGGCUGCGGGAAAAAGUUCGCCGACAAAAGUAACCUCAAAAGGCACAUGUACUCGCACUUUGCCCAAUUUCGUUUCAAGUGCAACGAAUGCGGCCAAGAUUUUGCCCAAAAGGACAAACUUAUUCUUCACAUGCGUGUACACACCGGCGAGCGGCCCUACAAGUGCAAAGAACCCACGUGUGAAAAAGCUUUUGCUUCGUAUAGUGCACUACACAUUCACAUGCGCGUACACACUGGCGAGCGGCCCUACAAGUGUCCCGAGCCCGGCUGCGAAAAAGCCUUCACUCAACAGAACAAUCUCUCGAUGCACGUGCGCACCCACACCGGUAAACGUCCCUACAAGUGCAAGGAACCCGGGUGUGGGCUAGCUUUCGCUGUCCGGUGCAAUUUGAAAGCUCACACACGCACGCACACCGGCGUGCGCCCUUACAGGUGCGACGAGCCCGGGUGUGCAAGGGCUUUUGGUCGCAAGCAUGAUCUGGUGAACCACGUGCGGACGCACACUGGCGAGCGGCCCUUCAAGUGCGAUGAGCCCGGGUGUGGAAAAACAUUUAGUCAAAAAACCAAUCUGUCGAUGCACGUGCGGGUCCACACGGGCGAGCGGCCCUACAAGUGCAGUGAGCCCGGGUGUGGGAAAACUUUUGCUCUACGGAGUACAUUGAAGACACACGUUGGCACGCACACUGGCAAGCGACCCUACAAGUGCACCGAGCCGGGGUGUGGAAAAUCUUUCGCUCAGCAAAACAAACUCUCGAUUCACUCGCGCACGCAUACUGGAAAUCGGCCCUACAAGUGCGUCGAGCCCGGGUGUGGGAGAGCUUUUACCAUUAAAUCCAAUCUGAAGAGUCACAUUGGCACGCACAUGGGCCUGCGACCCUACAAGUGUAAUGUGCCCGGGUUACACGUGCGCGUGCACACUGGCGAGCGACCCUUUCAGUGCACUGAACCCGGAUGUGGAAAAGCUUUUGCCCAACGAGGUAACCUCGCCACACACAUGAACACGCACACCGGCGAGCGGCCCUUCGAGUGCAAUGAAAAUGGCUGCGGGAAAAAGUUCGCCGACAAAAGUAACCUCAAAAGGCACAUGUACUCGCACUUUGCCCAAUUUCGUUUCAAGUGCAACGAAUGCGGCCAAGAUUUUGCCCAAAAGGACAAACUUAUUCUUCACAUGCGUGUACACACCGGCGAGCGGCCCUACAAGUGCAAAGAACCCACGUGUGAAAAAGCUUUUGCUUCGUAUAGUGCACUACACAUUCACAUGCGCGUACACACUGGCGAGCGGCCCUACAAGUGUCCCGAGCCCGGCUGCGAAAAAGCCUUCACUCAACAGAACAAUCUCUCGAUGCACGUGCGCACCCACACCGGUAAACGUCCCUACAAGUGCAAGGAACCCGGGUGUGGGCUAGCUUUCGCUGUCCGGUGCAAUUUGAAAGCUCACACACGCACGCACACCGGCGUGCGCCCUUACAGGUGCGACGAGCCCGGGUGUGCAAGGGCUUUUGGUCGCAAGCAUGAUCUGGUGAACCACGUGCGGACGCACACUGGCGAGCGGCCCUUCAAGUGCGAUGAGCCCGGGUGUGGAAAAACAUUUAGUCAAAAAACCAAUCUGUCGAUGCACGUGCGGGUCCACACGGGCGAGCGGCCCUACAAGUGCAGUGAGCCCGGGUGUGGGAAAACUUUUGCUCUACGGAGUACAUUGAAGACACACGUUGGCACGCACACUGGCAAGCGACCCUACAAGUGCACCGAGCCGGGGUGUGGAAAAUCUUUCGCUCAGCAAAACAAACUCUCGAUUCACUCGCGCACGCAUACUGGAAAUCGGCCCUACAAGUGCGUCGAGCCCGGGUGUGGGAGAGCUUUUACCAUUAAAUCCAAUCUGAAGAGUCACAUUGGCACGCACAUGGGCCUGCGACCCUACAAGUGUAAUGUGCCCGGGUGUUCUUCCCACGCCACCCCCAACAUUGAGGUCAAAAACAUGUUACGACAUUCACUCUCCCAUCCAGUUUUUAAACCUGCCUACGCAAAUUCCUACCUCUGCAGUCCUUUCCCCCACUCGGUGCUUUCGACAUUGUCCCUCUCCAUUGGACUUUGGGGACCAACAUUACGACUGCCCAGUGAUUUCCUUCCACUUUUCUCUCACCCAUUGCACGUAUAA